Trichoderma aggressivum f. europaeum is the source of this 786-nucleotide messenger RNA. RefSeq lists its product as uncharacterized. Gene Ontology annotation, cellular component: ESCRT I complex. The record is from RefSeq and is a predicted model, not a curated record. Gene Ontology annotation, biological process: protein transport to vacuole involved in ubiquitin-dependent protein catabolic process via the multivesicular body sorting pathway. The transcript has 3 exons. Gene Ontology annotation, molecular function: protein-containing complex binding. The coding region runs from base 1 to 786 and encodes 261 amino acids. Lineage: Eukaryota; Fungi; Ascomycota; Sordariomycetes; Hypocreales; Hypocreaceae.
AUGAACACGCGUCAGAGCUACGCGCCCACUCCCCACAGCUACGUCCCCAACACGAGCCUCUCCGCCACCAUCAACCUCGAUGAACUGACCCGAUCCUCUGCUGCACAGGAGGUGAAACUCAGCAACACCCGCGCCGAGCGCGACCUCCAAGACUCCCUCGGCGAGCUGUUUAGCAUCAUAGUCACCCUGGAUGAGCUGGAAAAGGCGUUCCUCAAGGAUGCCGUACCCGAGGCCGAGUACACGGACAUUUGCGAGCGCUCGCUGAGGCAGUACAAGGCGCUGCUGGCGGACGAGACGAUUGCCGCCGAGUUUGGCGAUUUGGAAGACUUCAAGACCAAGUGGGAGAUGUUACGUACUUCAACUAACACUGGCAUCCAUCACCAAAAGCUCGACGUCCCCCGAGCGACAGAGCGUCUCCGAGUAGGCAUGCCCUCCACAACCGUCCAUGCAUCUUCCUCCGCCGCCGCCGCCGCACCCCCAACCGCAGCCGCCAACAACACCAGCGGCGUGCUGAUCCUCGAGGCGACCCAAGAGUUCAUCACCUUCCUCGACGCCGUCAAGCUCGGCCUGCUCUCCAAGGACCAGCUGCACCCGCUGCUCUCGGACGUGAUCCAGUCGGUCAACCGCGUCACGGACAAGGACUUUGACAACAGAGGCAAGAUUGUGCAGUGGCUCAUUACGCUGAACCAGAUGAAGGCCUCGGACGAGCUGGGCGAGCAGCAGGCGAGGGAGCUGGAGCUGGAUAUCCAGCAGGCGUACCAGGGGUUUAGACGAACUUUGACAUGA